CAUCUCAGAGGAGGGGCGUCCCAGAAGCCCAGAGCUGGUCUGGUCAGAGCCCCACAGAACCCUGCACAGACCAGGGAAGCAGUCCAGGGAUGAGGGCAUCAAUGUUUUAAAGUCACCUGCUUGCCCAGGAAUUUGUGCUGCAGAAAAGUUCCGCAGGAUCGUAAACCAGCUCUGUGACUGCUUCACAGCUCACUCUGCAACUUGGAGCAAUCAUUUGCUUGAUUCAGCUCAGAACCCCAGGAACAAGAUUGGAAGAGAAGAUGGGUCUCUUCUUCUCCCUGCCUCCUUGAUGUUAGCAAAAAGACGGCACAAACCCAGGCCACUCUUCAGCCUUCUGCCCUCACCUGGGAAAUCGAGGAGAUCAGGAUCAAAUAAAGGGACCCCCAGCUCUACUCCCAGUUCCUGGUCUUAUCAAGCUCAAAAGAACUUUCUAAUGUAUUGUCGUCUUCAGGAACACCAAGGGGCCUGCUUUCAAGAGCUGGGUGCUGUCCUCCUGGGGUCUCCAGGGGCCAUGCACUGUAGAAAGACCACCAAGGACAAGGUUCUGCAUUCAACCCUCCCAACAGCCAAGAAAAGUUCAAUUUCUACUACUAGUUCCAAACACAGAGAGAUCAUAAUGUGCAGGGCUGCAAGUUUGCUUUGUGGACUGUCAGGGGAGAGUAUGCUGAAGAGAAGGCUGACCGCAUCCUCACUAACAAUAACAAAAACAAAACAGUCAGGCACCUGUUUUUUUUUAACCACUGUGACCACCGAGAAGGGACAAGCGAGCAGCACCCCGGGGAUGUGGGUAGAGGUACCUUGUCAGAAGAGCGGGGGCUGUGGUCCCCAGGCUCGAUGCCCUGCCGAGGUGGGAAGAUGCUGUCCGGAUGGAGCACUGGAGCACGCUGAGGAUUACGCGUUCCUGUCUCUGCGACCAGACCUUUCAGCAGCUUGGACCAACUGUGCUAGCGAUGCACUUAGCAAUUAUCUGCUGGCGCCGACGCCCCGCCCUCUGCUCCUGCGAUUGGCUCUCCAGCCCCGGGCAGGACUGCAUUGGUCUCUGCCGACCUCACUCAUUGCUUUGGCUCCUACUAUUAUCUAA
Molecule: messenger RNA, 1081 nt
Organism: Chinchilla lanigera (long-tailed chinchilla)
Lineage: Eukaryota; Metazoa; Chordata; Mammalia; Rodentia; Chinchillidae
Exons: 5
Coding region: 290-1081 (263 amino acids)
Source: RefSeq, a predicted model, not a curated record